AGUGCGGAAACCGGAGCCCCCUGGCCGGGGAAGUGUUGUACCAACGGGUAAACAAUGCUCAUGCCCAGGCCGGGGCCGGGCCAGGGUGAAGCCACCACUUAGGGCAGCGCAGCCGGAGCUUGGGGAGGAAAGUGCCGGCUCCCAAGCAGCCUGAGGCCCAGGCUCGUCCUUCUUCACAGCUAAGUAGUACUCCAUCAACAAUACCUUUCCAGAAGUCAGCGUGAGGAGCAACCAAGACAUGGAGCCCACAGAAGGGAAGCCGGCCGAGGAGAGGAGCACAGUCUCCCCAGCCCCAGAGGGGCCUGAGACGUCGGGGGCUGCAGCCGUGGUGACCAAAGGCCCGGCGGGGGAAAUGGACACUGUCCCCACAGGGCCACAGGGGGAAGCCAGGGAGCUAGAGGAGGACGCGCAGGGGGAGCCCCAGAAGGAGGCCGGCGGGAAGGAGGAGGCCGCAGAGGCUUCUCUGGAGGCGGCGGACAAGAAGGAGACCGGAGCUGAACCCAGGGAGGCCGGCGAAAGGGAGGAGGCCACGCCAGCCGCACAGAAGCAGGCUGAUGAGAAAGAGGCCCAGGCAGAACCUGAGGAGAAAGACGGAGGGAACGCCAGGGACAAACCCGCAUCCACGGAGGCUGGCGGGGACAACGCUGUACAUCAGGGGGCCACGGCGGGACCUCAGAAGGCAGCUGUGGAUAGAGAGCCUCAGGAGGCCGAUGGGAAGGAGGGGGCCGAAAGGGGUGCAGAGGAACUGGAGCCUGGAGGCCUGGGGGAAGAGGAAGACCAGAACGAGGACAGAGAGCCAGAGCAGGGGGCCACGGGUGCCCCCAGCUCCCCCAGCUCCCCCGAGGAGUGGCCCGAGAGCCCCAGCGAGGGGGGCCCUGGCUUCAGCCCAGACAGAGAGGCCCCCGCGUCCACAGCCUCGGGAGAGACCAGCCCUCCGGCCAGCAGUGAGUUUCCACCCAGCGAUGCGCCCCAGAGAGCCGAGGAGCACAAGCCGGAGCACAGGGCAUCGGCCGCGGCCCGGCCCCGGGCCCCCCGCCCCCAGAACCGAAAGGCCAUCGUGGACAAGUUCGGCGGGGCAGCCUCGGGCCCCACAGCGUUGUUCCGCAACAAGUCGGCGGGCGCGGCCGUCGGCGGGGUCAAGACCAUGCUGCUGGAGUGGUGCCGUGCCAUGACGCGCAAGUACGAGCACGUGGACAUCCAGAACUUCUCGUCCAGCUGGAGCAGCGGCAUGGCCUUCUGCGCCCUCAUCCACAAGUUCUUUCCCGACGCCUUCGACUACGUGGCGCUGGACCCCGCCGCGCGCCGGCACAACUUCACCCUGGCCUUUUCCACCGCAGAGAAAUUGGCUGACUGUGCCCAGCUGCUGGACGUGGAGGACAUGGUGCGGCUGGCAGUGCCCGACUCCAAGUGCGUCUACACCUACAUCCAGGAGCUGUACCGCAGCCUGGUGCAGAAGGGGCUGGUGAAGACCAAGAAGAAGUGACAGCUGAGUCAGGAGGGUGCUGGGCCUCACUUCUGCUCCUCGGGGACAGCAGAGCUGGGGGGCGGGCAGGGAUGGCGGUCCCAGUCUUGACUGCAUUAAAAGGACUUUCAUAAAACCCUGUCUCAGUCCGUGCUGCUCUCCUUCCCCUGCCAUGCCCUUGUUCCACAAAUGUGGCUAAAAAUAAACCUGCAUGGAUGGGACCUGCAGUCUGCCCCAGGGCUGCUGGGCUGGUGGUUUGGUCCCUGGUGCAGCCGUGUUGAGCACUGGGGCCUGGGAAGGUGACCGUGUGGUGAGGAUGCUGACUCCAGCUCAGCAUGGAUGGACCGGGGACUAGGAAGGGUCCUCGCCGAGGGGCGCAUCACAGGGUGACCUCGGGCACUCUCUUGCCCUUGCUCCUUCCUCUCUGGCUCUGUCGCCCCCUUCUGCUUCCCAGCCGCCAUGAGGCAAGCAGCUCUGCUCCACCAGACCCUUCCGCCAUGAUGUUUCUGCUGAGAUAAUGGAGGUGGCCAAGCCUGGGCUUGUCCUCGGAAGCAGGAACCUGGGUAGACCUUUCCCCAUGCAUGUUGUCCUCGCCACAGGGUGGCGAGCUGAGGUCACCCAAGCUCACUCUUACAGCCAUCUGUGGUGCUUUCCCCACUUCCCUCCAGCUCUUCCCAUGCUCCCCCGCUGGGGGGCUCCGGGGAAGGGAUGGAGUGGAAGAUUCUCCAGGAAUCCCACUGUUACGGCUUGGAUCUGGAUGUCCUCCCAAAGGCUCACACACCCAUAGGUGGGGCUCUUCAGAGCUGGCAGGUUCUAGAGUGUGUGAUAUCAGGACUAAGGGUGUGUGGCACUAAAUUAGUCCACCGAUUGGAAUUAGCAUAGCUGAGUGUGGCUGGAUGGAUUUACCAAAGACAGAAGCCCUAGUGUGGGUGGCACUGCCCAACAUGUCUGUAGCCUGGAUGCAAUAAAAGGGAAAGGGAGAGGGGCUGGGGAUUUAGCUUGGUGGCACCACACCUGCCUCCCAAC
This is a messenger RNA of Heterocephalus glaber (naked mole-rat), 2488 nucleotides long. It is a transcript of the gene Smtnl1, whose product is annotated as smoothelin like 1. The record is from RefSeq and is a predicted model, not a curated record. Lineage: Eukaryota; Metazoa; Chordata; Mammalia; Rodentia; Bathyergidae. Gene Ontology annotation, molecular function: protein binding.